Messenger RNA from Musa acuminata AAA Group (dessert banana), 1929 nucleotides. RefSeq names its product E3 ubiquitin-protein ligase SIRP1-like. Gene Ontology annotation, biological process: protein ubiquitination. The coding region runs from base 788 to 1693 and encodes 301 amino acids. The transcript is spliced from 2 exons. Gene Ontology annotation, molecular function: ubiquitin protein ligase activity. Gene Ontology annotation, cellular component: cytoplasm. The record is from RefSeq and is a predicted model, not a curated record. NCBI's taxonomy places the organism in Eukaryota, Viridiplantae, Streptophyta, Magnoliopsida, Zingiberales, Musaceae.
AAGCAUUCAGUCCCCUAUCUGUUCCUCGUAGAGAAAUGAGCUCUCUGGUCAAAUGACACCAAUAUGGAGUUGACAGGUAGAUCGAUGUGGAUGCCGGAGACCAUAAGAUGGCCUCCACAUGUGGACAUGGAGAUGGAGGAGGAGGCAGGUGAGGUGGGCUGUCUGGAUUCAAGAGAAAGCCGAGCAAACAAAGAUUUGCAGUCGGAAAACAAGGAGGAGAUAAAAAGAAGAACAGCUUUCACAGUUCAUUUGUAUAGUAACCGCACAAAUAGGAAAUGACAGCCCACGAGUCAAUAGUCAAUCUAUCGGGACGGAGGAGAACCAUUGGUUUUGCUCCUCCUCUCCUGUGACUUCCGCCCUCUCCACCACCGAGCUCAAUCCAUCCUUCCGGCCUCUGCCCACAACUCCACGGGUAUUUCUUUCCUUGUGGUGUUUUCUGCUCACCAAAACAUUCCGUCAAAACUUUCCCUUGCCACUGGCGCAAUUGCGUGACUGAUCCUUCUGAUGCCAUGAGUCUUGUCUUCCGUCUCUUCUUGGUGGUAAAAAUUUGAUCUUGACUUGAAUUAAUUGGAGAAGACGAUGCUCCCUUCAUGGAUGAUAUCUGCGAGGAGACUUAGAUUUGGCUGGUGAGUUGCUUGGGCUCUGCUUCGUAUCUUUCUGGAUCUUCCUUUUCUUACCGAUCUACCAUCUUGCUAAGAUUGUAAGCUUCUGUCGUUUCCUUUUCCAUCCGUUGCAUCUUGUUUUGUUGUGGCAUUAUAGAUUCAGGAAGGGGCGUUGAGGACGAAAGAUGGGUGAGAGCAUGGCUGCUAGAUAUUGGUGCCACAUGUGCUCUCGGUUGGUGAAUCCGAUCACGGAAGUGGAGCUCAAAUGCCCGCACUGUGACAGUGGAUUUGUGGAAGAGGUGGACGGCAGAGAAGACGUGGACGAUCAAACCCUCUCCCCAUGGGCUCCGAUCUUGCUGAGAAUGCUCGGGGGUGGCUCCCUGCGCCGCCGGAGAAUCCACAGGGAAGUGGAAAGGGAGAGUUCGGACCGAGAAGUCGAGGCCUUUCGCCGAAGGCGGAGGAGGACCCCCGCCAUGCUUCAGAUGCUCCAUGCCCUCCGGGAGGGGAACCGAUCGGAGCCGGGUAGGAUCGACGUCGAGAGGGAGCACGGAAGGGGAACGGAACAUGUCAUCCUCAUCAAUCCCUUCGCCCAGGCAUUGAUUCUGCAAGGAUCAUCUGAUGCGGACCAACUGCAAGGCCCUGGUCUGGAGCUCUUGCUGCAGCACCUGGCGGAGAACGACCCGGACCGGUACGGGACGCCGCCGGCUCUGAAAGAGGCGGUGGAUGCUAUGCCUACAGUGAGAAUCGAGAAGAACACGAGCUGUUCCAUCUGCUUGGAGGAUUUGGAAGUUGGCGGAGAGGCCACGGAGAUGCCCUGUAAGCACAAGUUUCAUGGCGGCUGCAUCUUGCCGUGGCUGAAGCUCCAUAGUUCCUGCCCUGUUUGCCGGUUUCAGAUGCCUGCCGAUGGACCGAAGGCUACAAGUGCAGGUGGUAGUGGCAACAGAGCGGCGGUCGGGGAUGGGAGAAGCGUGCCAUGGCCUCUCGAUGGCUUCUUCCCUUUGUCAGCUUCUCGAAGCAGUAGCAACUCCUCCUCCUCACCACCGCCAUCAUCAUCGACGUCGGGAAGUAGCUCGCAGCCAAAUGAGAACUGAAGACGUGCGCUCAAUCUCUGCUGCCGAAAUUGCUUCGUUUUCUGAUUUAGCAUUCUGAAAGAACAAAAUGCUUGCAAUUGCAUUGUCCUUUGGAUUCUCGAGUGUCUGCUGUCUGAGGAUUUCAAUCUCUCGUCGUUUAGUAGUUCUCUUCGAACAACUGUGAAAACUCUGCAGCUUCUACUUCGAUCAAAAUCAUUACUCCAACAUGACAUUAAACUGCAGAGACCACUUCAUUA